CGUCGCCGCCGCCGCCGCCGCCGCCGCCGCCCGCCGCCGCCGCCCGCCCACCGGCGCCCGCGCAGGCCCGGCCGCGGCCCAGGGGCCUUGUGGAUACCCUCCCUCUCGUGGAGGCCUCGUGGAUACCACCACUUACCAUGCGGGCUGCGUGGAUGUCCCCCCCCUCCCGUGGGGGCCGCGUGCAUGCAGACCCUUUGGCCCGGGGCCCUGGCGCCUCCUGUCCGCUGAGCCAUGGCCACCCCUGACGUGAGCGUCCACAUGGAGGAGGUGGUGGUGGUGACGACGCCUGACACGGCAGCGGACGGCAGCGGCGUGGAGGAGGUGAAGACCGUGCUGGUCACCACCAACCUGGCCCCACACGGGGGUGACCUGACGGAGGACAACAUGGAGACGGAAAACGCUGCGGCGGCUGCUGCAGCCGCGUUCACAGCAUCCUCGCAACUCAAGGAGGCCGUGUUAGUGAAGAUGGCUGAAGAGGAGGAGAGCCUGGAGGCUGAGAUCGUGUACCCCAUCACCUGCGGGGACAGCAGAGCCAACCUCAUCUGGAGGAAGUUCGUGUGCCCCGGCAUCAACGUGAAGUGUGUGCAGUACGACGAGCACGUCAUCAGCCCCAAGGAGUUUGUGCACCUGGCGGGCAAGUCCACCCUGAAGGACUGGAAGCGGGCCAUCCGCAUGAACGGCAUCAUGCUGAGGAAGAUCAUGGACUCCGGGGAGCUGGACUUCUACCAGCACGACAGGGUCUGCUCCAACACCUGCCGCAGCACCAAGAUCGACCUCUCGGGGGCCCGCGCCUCCCUGGGCAGCCCCACACCUGCCGAGUACAUCCCGCUCACACCCGCCACAGCUGACGUGAACGGGGCUCCUGCCACCAUCACCAUCGAGACCUGUGAGGACCCUGGGGACUGGACCACCGCCGUCGGAGAUGACACGUUUGCCUUCUGGCGAGGGCUGAAGGAUGCGGGCCUGCUGGACGAGGUGAUUCAGGAGUUCCGCCAGGAGUUGGGGGAGACCAUGAAGGGCCUGCAGCAGCGGGUCCAGGACCCCCCCCUGCAGCUGCGAGACGCCGUCCUUCUCAACAACAUCGUGCAGAACUUCGGCAUGCUGGACCUGGUGAAGAAGGUGCUGGCCAGCCACAAGUGCCAGAUGGACCGCUCGCGGGAGCAGUACGCCCGCGACCUGGCAGCCCUGGAGCAGCAGUGUGACGAGCACCGCCGCCGGGCCAAGGAGCUCAAGCACAAGUCGCAGCACCUCAGCAACGUGCUCAUGACGCUGGCGCCCGUCGCCCUGCCGCCCCCCGUCAAGCGGCCGCGCCUCGCGAGGGCCGCGUCGGGGCCGGCCGCCAUCGCCUCGCAGGUGCUCGCGCAGUCCGCCCAGAUCGCCCUGACCCCCGGCGUGCCCGUCUCCCAGCUCACCAGCGUGCCGCUGGGCAAGGUGGUGUCCGCCCUGCCCUCCCCCGUGCUGGGCAAGGCCGCGCCCCAGGCCGCUCCGGCCAGCUCCCCCGCCUCGCCGCUGCUCGGGGGCUACACGGUGCUGGCCUCCUCGGGCACCACCUUCCCCAGCACGGUGGAGAUCCACCCGGACGCGUCCAGCCUCACGGUCCUGAGCACGGCCGCCAUGCAGGACGGCAGCACCGUGGUCAAGGUGGUGAGCCCACUGCAGCUGCUCACGCUGCCCGGCCUGGGCCCCACCCUGCAGAACGUGGCACAGGUGUCGCCCGGGGGCAGCACCAUCGUGACAGUGCCCACGGGGGCCGUCGAGAGUGCCGUGGCCGCCCCAGGACCCGAGGAGCACACGGCCACCAUCGAGGUGGCCGCCAUGGCGGAGGGCCACGAGCACAAGUAGCUGUCCGCGGAGGGCAAGGCCCCUUCGGGCACAGGGCCGGCCGCCUCUCCUCGGGCCGUGGCUGGUCGGGAGCACCGUGCCGGCGCCCGGCGGGCCGCGCGGGGCUGCCGAACCAAAGAGAGGAAACGCCAAAACAGACGGAGAGGAGAGGAGAGGAGAGCAGAGGAGAGGAGAGGAGAGGAGAGCAGAGGGGUGUGGCAGCAGCCUGGGACGUGGGUCUCCGAGUUCUGAAGCUCCUCCCCUGUUUUCUUGGGAAAUACACUUUUCCAUCUGUUCUUGUUAAUCCUGUUUACAUGUGGGGCCUUGGUCAGGAGCCAGGCGGGGAGGCCGAGGCCCAGGGGCAGCUGGUGGCAGGGGCAGGGCAGGGCCGGGCCUCGGCCGCCGGCUGGGGGAGGCCUCGCUAACACGUGUCUUGGGAACCGUCCCCAAGUGUGGAAACCCGUGGAUCCUAUGGAUUUGGUUUCUUCCCACAGUUUUCUGUAGGGUUCGUGUGGCCAGCACCCUGUUCUCCCACCUCCGGAACAGGCAUCAGGGGUGCUGCAGGUCUGCACGUGGCUCAGGUGGGGCCCCGGGGCACCCGGGGGUCGGGGCGCAGACCCCGGAGCGCCCGCCUGGCCAGAGGGGCCAAGGGGCCCGAGCAGCACAGGCCAGAGCGGGGCACCCCACCCCCAGCCCCGCCCCCGCCCGGCAGAGGCUCAGGGGCUCAGGGGCCAUGGCACACGCUCUGUGGGUAUUUUUAAGUGAACUCCUUAGUAGGCUUCUAGGAAGAGUCAGAUUUAUAGUGUUCUCAACCUAAACGAUGCUGAGUGCCUAGGCUUCCCGAUCUGCUCUGGGUUCCAGAGUGCUUCGUACACGGGCGUGGUCAGGACGGCCCCCCGGGGAGUGAGGUGGCGGGGCCCUGCGGCUUCGGCUUGGGGAGGGCGCGUGCAAAGAGCAAGCAGGGGCCGUGGAGCGUUCACUCCCAGUGGGGACGUGCCUCGGGUCAGGGCGCUGAUCCCCUGUGUUCAGCGUGCUGGUGGGGCCCCACCUGGAGGUGGGCUGCAUCCCGCUGGCUGACACUAGUGUCCAGGGCGUUCGGGCAGUUCUGGGUGAGGUGGGCACCCACAUGCCCGCGGGAAGGAUGUCCGGGGGCCGGCCAGCCCUCUGCGCUUCUGGUCUUGGACUCAGGAGGGCGGCCAGGGUUGGGCCACCCUGUAGGCCUUGAGCCGCUGCAGCGGGGGCCCCCCACGGCCACCCCGGGCCUCCUGUCUGUCACCUGCGGAGACCCAGAGAGAAGCCACUGCCCGCCUCGCACUUUGAAGGGAACUGGGCUCCGUCCGUCCAUCCUUCCGUCCGUCAGGUGCCCUGGACCCCACCUCAGCGCCCUCGCCCCGCAUCAGGCACCGACGCUGUUUUGCUUCUGUCCCGUCUGGUCGGCCGUCGUCUGGGCCGCUGGUUUCAGCGCCAUGUCACGUCCUUGUUUGUCACAUGCUCUUCUUCCAGGUGCGUCUCUGACACACGCGGUGUGAGCCCGUGGAGUGGGCGCCCCAGCCUGUCCCGCGUCCGGCUUAGACCGUAUGAGAAUGUGUGGCUCGUGAGACUGGGUGUCUCGUGCUGGGGGCCGUGUCCAGUCACACCUGCCAGGCCCUCCAGCGCUGUCCUGCCCGCAGGCCGCAGGGCACUGGGAGGCGGGUCUGUUUCAGCACCACGGACGGCGGCGGCGGCUGCGGACACCGGUGCCGAGAGGGGCCUGCUGUCCUCUGGGAACCUCAGCCCGCCGUGGGCGCCCCCAUUCCCCCUCCACCACCGGGCGGGCGCGGGGCGGCCCCGGGCUCUGGCUUCUGGGAAGGCAGGAUCGGGUCCAUGGGACUCAGAGGCGGCCUGGGGACGGGAAGCAUCUGAGCUCUACUUUGUAUGUUGUUUUGCAA
Molecule: messenger RNA, 3749 nt
Organism: Hippopotamus amphibius kiboko
Lineage: Eukaryota; Metazoa; Chordata; Mammalia; Artiodactyla; Hippopotamidae
Gene: GMEB2
Product: glucocorticoid modulatory element binding protein 2
Exons: 11
Coding region: 232-1842 (536 amino acids)
Biological process (GO): positive regulation of transcription by RNA polymerase II
Cellular component (GO): nucleus
Molecular function (GO): RNA polymerase II cis-regulatory region sequence-specific DNA binding; DNA-binding transcription activator activity, RNA polymerase II-specific
Source: RefSeq, a predicted model, not a curated record